Molecule: messenger RNA, 2109 nt
Organism: Uranotaenia lowii
Lineage: Eukaryota; Metazoa; Arthropoda; Insecta; Diptera; Culicidae
Product: CKLF-like MARVEL transmembrane domain-containing protein 4
Exons: 5
Coding region: 801-1322 (173 amino acids)
Cellular component (GO): membrane
Source: RefSeq, a predicted model, not a curated record
GCACUUCGUCCGGUUGGUUCAGUUUUUUUCUUCUGUUUUUCGUGUUCCGAGUUCCGAGUUUAAGUCCCGCGGGAAUAGCUUCUGAGAGUGUAAUAAAGUUGCGCUGAGCGUUAGAUAGGCGAAGCACGUUUUCAAAAAUAGAUCUUCGAUUGUUUCUUGGUUCCUCAUAAAAGAGAAAAAAAAGGCAGCCAAGUAAGAAGAAAGGAAGCGUUGCUGCAGCUCGACUUGAAAAGAGAAAAGAUAUUUGAAAAAAAAAAUAGAAGAAAACACCGUUCGAAUUACAAACUGUGACUAAAAAUUCCUCCUCACUCAAUUAUAGCAUAGCGUUGUUGUUGUUAUUGUUGUUGCCACCAUUGGCGUUGCCGUAAGUUUCUGUUAGCGGGGAACGAAAGGAAGUGUCACAAACGUCGAACUGCCGUACGAGACACGUGAAAAAUACGGCACACAGGUGGAGGAAGUGAAGAAAGUGAAGAAAACUGCAUCUAACCACUAUCUAAGCCCGGCGAACGUGGUCUCAGAUAGAGCCUAGGCGACGACACACAUCCCAAGAAGAAGGAGAGCCGCAACUAACAAACAAAACGAGAUUUCCUUGGGGCGAAGCAGCAGCAGCAGCAGGAGAAAGUUGUCGGUCAGCAAGUCUAAGUAGGCUAGAAGCGUAAGAGCGACGAAACGUUGUUGUGGAGUAGGAGUUUUGGGAAGUUUACAACCCUAAUAGCUAUUUGGUGGAAUAUUGAUAUACAUACCGACAUAGGAGGCGGUGAUCGUCUAGAAGUAAACAACAGCAGCAGCAGCAGCAAGCCAUGAUGACAGAAACGGUUGUUACGGUGGACCAAUCCCAUGCGAGUCCGGGGGCUCAACAGCAGCAGCAGCAGGCCAAGCCCGAUAGCAGUCUGAACUGGAUCAAGUUCAAUUUGCUGUACUUCAAGUCGAUACCCGGCAUUCUGAAGCUGGUUCAGCUGCUCUUCGGUAUCAUCUGUAUGGCCUGCGCUUCCCCCGCCCUCACCGGAGGCACCCACUGGUUCCUGUUCGUCGUCGUUACAUCAUUCAUCGCCACCGUUCUGUGGAGUUUCAUAUAUCUGCUGGGAAUCCGGGAAGUUCUGAAUCUGCCGAUCAACUGGAUACUGACGGAAUUGAUUAAUACUGGAUUCGCAACGUUCUUAUAUUUGAUUGCAUUCAUCGUUCAGCUGGCGGUCUGGUCCAAAUAUUACGGAUAUGCAGUGAGCGCUAAUAUUGCAGCGGGAGUGUUCGGUAUUUUCAACUUCCUUGCGUAUGCCGCGGGUACGUACUUCCUGUACGUGGAACACAAAUCCAGCGGAGUGUAACUCGAUUCCAUUGUGAGCUCGAAUGAGCAUUUGUAUUCGUAAGAAGAAAAUUACAAGGAUUUUCUUAAAAUUUUCGUUGACGCAAGAAACCAACCGAUCAUGAAGUAUGAAACAAAAUGCGUGUCAGAGAAUCAAACCUACGAGAAUCCAAAAAAAACACAUUACUAAAAGGUUCAAAUUUUUUAAGAUGUAAGAAGGCAUUUCGGGAGAUCUACGAAAACGGAAACAAAAAAAAAACAAAUUAUCUUAUGUGACAGCAUAAGAGAUCAAAAGACGCAGCUAAAAGUAUAGUCAAUUAGAAACUAAUGGCGUACAUUUCAGUAUAAGCAUUUUAAAUCAAGUAAAUUUUUAGUUGUAAAGAUAGAGGACAGAUGAAGUUGUUGUAACAUCAAUUAACGUUUCACCAUAUCGUUGCUAAUUUAAUCUUUCGUUGAAUUAUGACAUAUCACCCGACUAACGAAUCCGCAAUUGAAGAACCAAAUAGAAAACAGAAAUUAAACAUCGCUCUACUUUUCGGAGGUUAACAAACGAAAAAACCAGUGCACAACAUUAAACUUAUUACUAACUUUUAUAUUCACACCCAAAAUUGUUAAAGAAGAAUUUUGUGGAAGGUUAGUUAGAUCCUAGUGAUGAAUCCUGAAUAAGUGAAAUAGUAGUUGUCUUUUUUUUUAUCUUCAUAUGUAUUUACCAAUAGAAUGUUCGAAGCAGAAGACUAGGAUGCGAGUAGGUAGUUGAAUGUUAAAAUAUCAUUUACAAAUAAAAACGAUGCUAUUUAUGUUGAAAGUGA